UGUACCAAAGUCCGUGUAAUAUCAAACUACGCAUUUUUGUGAAUUAAGUCAUUUUUCCGGCAGUUUCUUAUAAAUUGAAUAAUUUAGAAUGGAAGAGGAAACUAGCCCAUUUAUACGAUUUAUGCAUAAAUUGUACUACAUGUUCGAUACACCAGUUGUUUUCUUUCGAAAAAAUAUCGUCGAAGCAAAUCAAAAGAAGUAUCCAUGGUACCAUCAACAAUUCCGUCGCGUUCCAACAAUUGAUAUGUGUCGCCAAUUGGACACAGCUUGUAUUUUGGAAGCACAUUACCAAUUUAAACGCGAAAGGUUGGUUGACAAUGAAAUUCUUCAUAUAUUAAGAGAACGAUAUGAAGAGUGUGUAUUCAACAAUAUUAACGAUAAACAUCUUUGUCAACAUAUGAAGAAAGCAUAUGAUGGGGCUGUUGCAAACUACAGAUCGAGAUAUGGAGAUCUUGGUGUAAAAUUUAAUGUAAGGACCGCAUUUAUGAAACAAAAGCAUCGCAUGAUUUGGGAACGACGACAUGGACCUAUCGGUAGUGGUAGGAAGGAGACAUAUGCCAUAUAAUAAUAAUAAUAUUAAAUUUUGUAGAUUAUUGAUACACAAGGUAUGUGUUUACAUUCUUGUAUAGGAAAACUGUAAAACAAGCUGAAUAAAGUAUUAAAUUUGA
Messenger RNA from Dufourea novaeangliae, 668 nucleotides. RefSeq names its product NADH dehydrogenase [ubiquinone] 1 beta subcomplex subunit 10 (gene ND-PDSW). NCBI's taxonomy places the organism in Eukaryota, Metazoa, Arthropoda, Insecta, Hymenoptera, Halictidae. The coding region runs from base 89 to 565 and encodes 158 amino acids. The record is from RefSeq and is a predicted model, not a curated record. The transcript has 4 exons.